AUGUCGCCUAAAAACGACUUUUUCCCCUUCAUGAUUGUGAUAUUAGCGUUUGUCGGGCUGACACUUAUCGGCGUGCUUGCAAUUGUCCUGUAUCGCACAUGCUUGAAGCACAAGCUUGUGAAGACAUCGGUCCAUGCUUCAAAGAACUCGUCGAGCGAAAAGUUUGGGCACAUGCGUCCUGCUGAGAUUCGUCAACCGCCCAAAGUGUAUCCAGUCAUGUCUAGUGUGCCGCGCGGUACCCGGGCACGGUACUCUCCUCAGUUCGAUGCGCCUCAAUACUCUUUCUUGGACAUGAACGAUGACAGCUUAGUCACGCCAGGUGUAUCCAACUCUGAUGCGCUUAAUGGCCACGAAAAGUCUGAUGGAUUCAGUCUCAAUGAUGGUGAAUCUGCAUUUUCUAUCGAUGUGAAAGAUUCGAAUGAUGCUCAAAGUUUGCGGCAAUGCGACUUGUCAAAACCUUGCGUGACUCACGGAUCUCCUGAAUGGGUCAUUCAAGCUUAUGAGGAGAUUCCAGAGGACGAGCGACAGAGUCGUUAA
Messenger RNA from Malassezia globosa CBS 7966, 537 nucleotides. RefSeq lists its product as uncharacterized. Lineage: Eukaryota; Fungi; Basidiomycota; Malasseziomycetes; Malasseziales; Malasseziaceae. The coding region runs from base 1 to 537 and encodes 178 amino acids. The transcript has a single exon. The record is from RefSeq and is a predicted model, not a curated record.